This is a messenger RNA of Penicillium cataractarum, 1158 nucleotides long. Its product is annotated as aspartate aminotransferase. NCBI's taxonomy places the organism in Eukaryota, Fungi, Ascomycota, Eurotiomycetes, Eurotiales, Aspergillaceae. Gene Ontology annotation, molecular function: pyridoxal phosphate binding; catalytic activity. Gene Ontology annotation, biological process: biosynthetic process. The annotation marks the transcript as partial. The transcript is spliced from 2 exons. The record is from RefSeq and is a predicted model, not a curated record.
UACCUCCACGUUCCCUCCUCGGGUGGCCUGACUAACUUGCGAGCAGGCACCAAUGUGGAGCCUCUUUCUCUCCAAGAACUAGCAAGAUUAUCUGCAGGAGAUAGUUCAAUUCCUAAGCCCAUCAAGGAAGCUGAACCACUCAGUUAUGGCUCUGUUCUGGGAAGCCCCGGGCUAAGAGACAGGAUUCUCUCCCAAUAUCACUCUGAAGAUGUUCCAGAACAGCUAUCAUUGACCGUCACGCAGGGAGCUAUUGCUGCAAAUUUCAUCGUUCUUGAUACUCUUCUAGGUCCAGGAGAUCAUGUUAUUUGUCAGUAUCCCACGUAUCAACAGCUCUACGAGGUCCCCCGCCGUGUAGGUGCGGACGUGUCGCUCUGGUGCACACAUGCGGAAAAAGGAUGGAUUCCUGAUCUCGAGGAUCUCUCUUCGCUGGUUAGAGAGAGUACCAAAAUGAUCAUUAUCAACAAUCCAAACAAUCCAACCGGCGCAUCAAUUCCCCAAGCCGUCCUCGAGGGCUUGGUGUCCUUUGCUACUGAACGUAACAUUAUAAUUUUCAGCGAUGAAGUGUUCCGUCCACUGUUCCAUACCGAAUCUACACCACCGUCCAUCAUCAGCUUUGCAAAGCAAUGCAAAAACAUCAUUGCCGUCAGCAGCUUAUCAAAAGCCUAUGCCUUGCCAGGCAUCCGCAUUGGAUGGGCCAUAUCGCCCAAUCCCGAGAUCAUGGAACAGAUAACCCUAGCAAGGGAUUAUACAACCCUUUCAGUCUCGCAGGUAGACCAGGAUAUCGCAACUUUUGCCUUGGGGCUGGGCAAGAAAGACGGGCCUCUAGGCCGUUCUUGGGAAAUCUCCAGUAUCAAUCUCGCCUCGCUUGAAAAGUUCAUCGCUCGUUAUCCUAAUCGGCUGCGCUGGGUGAAGCCUACUGGUGCUUCGAUGGCGUUUGUGCGCAUCGUCGAAGAGCGGACUGGUCUGCCUUUGGAUGAUGCGUUGUACUGCGAGGGCCUUCUUAAGGAGACGGGCUUGCUACUCGUGCCCGGGGGGAAGACCUUUGGUACGGAGGGAGAUAAUGACUUUAAGGGGUAUAUUCGUGUGGGAUUUGCAGUUGCGCCGGAGAAAUUUGAGCGGGCACUCCAGAUUUGGGGCAAGUAUCUUGAUCGCUCUUAG